AUGGUGUCAAAGCUCUAUCAGCUGAAAGCAAAGGCCAAUCAAGUGACGCAGUUGAUUGCCAAGCAUGGAACUGAGUACUACAAGAAGCUGUUGGAGGAGAACAAGCAAUAUAUACAGGAGCCACCAACGCCAGAGAAAUGUAAUCUAUUAUCGAAGCAGUUGUUUUAUACUCGCCUUGCUAGUCAUAACGCUGUUCAUCCACUUUGCUGCAUUCCUCUUCAUUACAAGGCAUUCUGGAAGGAGCUCGAUUAUGUUAAACAUAAGUGGAGGCAUGUAGGGGACUUGAAGGUGGAGGAUGUCGCCAUCGCCACAUUGUUCGGUCUGGAAUGCUACGGGUGAUUCUGCAUAGGUGAAAUCGUGGGACGGGAUUCACCAUCACUGGCUACUACGUCUGAAAACUGAUAAGAUCCCAGAAAUCUUAGCUGCCUUUGCGUUUUCGGUAGCCUUCUUCUGUUCUCUCAAAAUCGAGCAAGGGUCACUUUGGUUUUGUCUUGGAUCUUUUUUGGAUGGUGCUGCCUCAGCUUAGUGAGUUCACUUUCUGCUUUCAUGAAGCGCAUGUAAAUUCUUAAUGGAAUUGCACUCAUCUAUAUGCAUAUGGAAAGCACCAGAGCCCGGAAAGAAGGGCUCGAGCCUCGAGGAUCGGCGCAUCGAUACCCAUGGAGCUCGAUAAAUCCAUGCCAAUCUGGAAUCUGAAUUUCGGUGAGCAGUGCUGAAACUUGGGCUUUAGAUGUGUGAUCUGUUCAUGCUUUUUAGAAUGGUGGGUCAUGAUGUUUUUCCCUAAUUGAUCUCCCAAAAUUUGAAAGAUGCUAUGUUCUGAUUUGCAUUUCAUUCUGGGCAUCAUCUGAGGAUUCCUCUCUGCAACUGCAAUUCAGCAUAUUCCUUUUCCUCAGGCAUCUGUGUUCCUUCUCCAGAGCUAGAUUUUCCAAAUUAAAUAAUAAUCAUUCUUGGAUU
Messenger RNA from Rhodamnia argentea, 951 nucleotides. RefSeq lists its product as uncharacterized. Lineage: Eukaryota; Viridiplantae; Streptophyta; Magnoliopsida; Myrtales; Myrtaceae. Bases 1 to 339 code for a protein of 112 amino acids. The record is from RefSeq and is a predicted model, not a curated record. Gene Ontology annotation, molecular function: proton transmembrane transporter activity. Gene Ontology annotation, biological process: proton motive force-driven ATP synthesis. The transcript is spliced from 2 exons.